AUGAGCCUCCUUCAUGUCCUCGGCUUUGCGCCCAGGUCCUCCUCGUCAGUCUCGAUGCGCCGUGCCAUUGCACGUGCCUCAACAUGCUCAUCAUGCUCGGUACUCCAACGAGUAAACCGUCGUGAUGCUUGCAUACCCACGUCCCGCCCCUUCAGUGCCUCCGCCCGUCGACCCUCGACAUGGCAUACCCUGCCCCCCCAACCGCCCUCCUACCACCCCGCCUCCUCCUCGACGACGGACCUUGCGCUCUCCGAACAGCUUCGCGGACUCAUGCGCCUCCUCCCGCAUUCGGUCGUCGUCUGCACAGCGACGAAUCCCGCCGACAACAUACCGCGCGCCAUGACCAUGUCUUCCCUCACCUCAUUAACACUACACCCCACGCCCCUCGUCACCUUCAACGUCGCGACACCGAGUCGAACGCUGACCGCCGUCAAGGGCGCGCGGCGCUUCAACAUACACGUCCUGCGCGGCGGCACCGACGGCGCGGCCGUCGCAGACUGGUUCACGCGAGGAAACGCCGAGGGCCAGCACGUGUUCUCCGGCCUCGGGCGCGAAGGGCCCCCCGUCACAGCCGACAUGCGAGGCGAGGCACCCGUCCUCCGGGGCGAAGGCGUGCUCUAUAUUUUGCGGUGUCGGGUGCUCGACGAUGCGCCUGCGCAGGGGCUCGUGAGGGUGAGGGACCACGUCAUUGUCGUUGGGGAGGUUGUCGAGAUUAUCAAGGGGGAGGAGGACGGGGAGGAUGAGUUUGGGCUCGUGUACGCUGAUCGGCGGUACCGCUGUGUUGGCGAUGGGAUCGUCAAGGGGGGGGAAUCACGACCGUCACGCUUUGAUACCCCCCCCCCCGCCAAGAUGUCUGAGACUUUCGAGUUCCAGGCUGAGAUCUCUCAGCUGUUGUCUCUCAUCAUCAACACUGUCUACUCCAACAAGGAGAUCUUCCUUCGUGAGCUUGUCUCCAACGCCUCCGAUGCGCUCGACAAGAUCCGCUAUGAGUCCCUCUCGGACCCUAGCAAGCUCGACUCCAACAAGGACCUCCGCGUCGACAUCAUUCCCGACAAGGAGAACAAGACCCUGACCAUCCAGGACUCUGGUAUUGGUUUCACCAAGGCUGACCUCGUCAACAACCUGGGUACCAUUGCCCGCUCUGGUACCAAGCAGUUCAUGGAGGCCCUCACCGCCGGUGCUGAUAUCUCCAUGAUUGGUCAGUUCGGUGUUGGUUUCUACUCUGCCUACCUCGUCGCCGACCGCGUUACCGUCAUCUCCAAGCACAACGAUGACGAGCAGUACAUCUGGGAGUCUUCUGCCGGCGGCACCUUCUCCAUUCGCCCCGACACCGAGGGCGAGCAGCUCGGCCGCGGUACCAAGAUCAUCCUUCACCUGAAGGAUGAGCAGACUGAGUACCUCAACGAGGCCAAGAUCAAGGAGGUCAUCAAGAAGCACUCCGAGUUCAUCUCCUACCCCAUCUACCUCCACGUCCUCAAGGAGACCGAGAAGGAGGUCCCCGAUGAGGAGGCUGAGGAGACCGCCGCCGAUGAGGACGACGACAAGAAGCCCAAGAUCGAGGAGGUCGAUGACGAGGAGGAGGAGAAGAAGGAGAAGAAGGUCAAGAAGGUCAAGGAGACCUCCAUCGAGCAGGAGGAGCUCAACAAGCAGAAGCCCAUCUGGACUCGCAACCCCCAGGACAUCACCCAGGAGGAGUACGCCGCCUUCUACAAGUCUCUCUCCAACGACUGGGAGGACCACCUCGGUGUCAAGCACUUCUCCGUUGAGGGUCAGCUCGAGUUCCGCGCUAUCCUCUUCGUCCCCAAGCGCGCUCCCUUCGACCUGUUCGAGACCAAGAAGACCAAGAACAACAUCAAGCUCUACGUCCGCCGCGUCUUUAUCACUGACGACGCCACUGACCUCAUCCCUGAGUGGCUCAGCUUCGUCAAGGGUGUUGUCGACUCUGAGGACCUUCCCCUCAACCUGUCUCGUGAGACUCUCCAGCAGAACAAGAUUAUGAAGGUCAUCAAGAAGAACAUUGUCAAGAAGGCCCUCGAGCUCUUCACUGAGAUCGCCGAGGACAAGGAGCAGUUUGAUAAGUUCUACUCUGCCUUCUCCAAGAACAUCAAGCUUGGUAUCCACGAGGACUCCCAGAACCGCCAGACCCUGGCCAAGCUCCUCCGCUUCAACUCCACCAAGUCUGGUGAUGACAUGACCUCUCUGACCGACUACAUCGCUCGCAUGCCCGAGGUCCAGCAGAACAUCUACUACAUCACUGGCGAGUCCCUCAAGGCCGUCACCAAGUCCCCCUUCCUCGACUCCCUCAAGCAGAAGAACUUUGAGGUCCUCUUCCUCGUUGACCCCAUCGAUGAGUACGCCAUGACUCAGAUGAAGGAGUUCGAGGGCAAGAAGCUUGUUGAUAUCACCAAGGACUUCGAGCUCGAGGAGACCGAUGAGGAGAAGGCUCAGCGUGAGACUGAGGAGAAGGAGUACGAGGGUCUCGCCAAGGCCCUCAAGGAGGUUCUCGGCGACAAGGUCGAGAAGGUCGUUGUCAGCCACAAGCUCGGCGACGCUCCUUGCGCUAUCCGUACCGGCCAGUUCGGUUGGUCCGCCAACAUGGAGCGUAUCAUGAAGGCCCAGGCCCUCCGUGACACCUCCAUGUCCUCGUACAUGUCCUCCAAGAAGACUUUCGAGAUCUCCCCCAAGAGCUCCAUUGUCCAGGAGCUCAAGAGGAAGGUCGAGGCCGAUGGUGUCAACGACCGCACCGUUAAGUCCAUUGUCCAGCUUCUGUUCGAGACCUCCCUGCUCGUCUCUGGCUUCACCAUUGAGGAGCCCGCCGGCUUCUCUGAGCGCAUCCACAAGCUCGUCCAGAUCGGCCUCAACAUUGAGGAGGAUGACUCCAAGACCGAGGAGACUCCCGCCGCCGCUGCCACCACCACCGAGACUGGUGACAGCGCCAUGGAGGAGGUCGACUAA
This is a messenger RNA of Verticillium nonalfalfae, 2955 nucleotides long. It is a transcript of the gene HSP90, whose product is annotated as heat shock protein 90. Gene Ontology annotation, molecular function: ATP binding; ATP-dependent protein folding chaperone; FMN binding. Lineage: Eukaryota; Fungi; Ascomycota; Sordariomycetes; Glomerellales; Plectosphaerellaceae. The coding region runs from base 1 to 2955 and encodes 984 amino acids. Gene Ontology annotation, cellular component: protein-containing complex; perinuclear region of cytoplasm; cytosol. The record is from RefSeq and is a predicted model, not a curated record. Gene Ontology annotation, biological process: cellular response to heat; protein folding; protein stabilization. The transcript is spliced from 4 exons.